Triticum dicoccoides is the source of this 1047-nucleotide messenger RNA. RefSeq names its product BTB/POZ and MATH domain-containing protein 1-like. The transcript has a single exon. Lineage: Eukaryota; Viridiplantae; Streptophyta; Magnoliopsida; Poales; Poaceae. Gene Ontology annotation, biological process: protein ubiquitination. Gene Ontology annotation, molecular function: protein binding. Bases 1 to 1047 code for a protein of 348 amino acids. The record is from RefSeq and is a predicted model, not a curated record.
AUGGCAUCAAUAGCGAGGGUGCCGUCAAGGUGCACAGCAGAGACGGCGCGGGCCACGGUCGCGUUCGAGAUCGCCGGCUACAGCCGGCACAAGGAGAUCGCCGGCGCGGGCCUUUUUAGAGGCAAAUUCCUCCGUUCUCCUGCAUUCUCCAUCGGCGGCUACGAAUGGUGCGUCCGCUACUACCCCGAUGCCGAGGAGAGCGAAGGCCAUGUCUCUGUCUACCUCGAGCUCUUGACCAAGAACGCCGAGGUGAGGGCGCUCUGCAGCUUUAUGCUUGUGGAUCCGGUUAAAAAGAAGUCCAUUGUGGUGCACUCUUUCAAGGAACCACGAGUGUUUAACGGUAAAUGGCCAUCAUGGGGCCUGCUAAAGUUCAUGAAGAGCACCCCUGAAGUAGAGUCCGUGUACCUGCGGAACGAUUGUCUCGUGAUCGAGUGUGAAGUCAGUGUUAUCAAGGAAACACUCGAGAUCCAUGUGCCACCCUCAGACCUUUCGGUUAAUCUUGCAAAAUUGCUAGAGGGGAAAGGAGCAGACGUGACAUUCAAGGUUCAAGGGGAGGUUUUUUCUGCUCAUAAGAUUUUGCUUGCGACACGGUCGGCGGUCUUCGACGCGGAGUACUACGGGCCGAUGGGGGGCAAAGGGGCACAAGACAUAACUAUUGACGACAUGCAGCCUGCUGUUUUCAAGUCAUUUCUUCACUUCAUCUACACGGAUUCAAUGCCUUCCAUGGACAAUCUCGAGGAUGAUGACAAAAGAGAAAUGGUUAAGCACUUACUUGUGGCUGCAGAUAAGUAUGCCAUGGAAAGGAUGAAGAUGGUAUGUGAACGCAUGCUAUGCAAGAGUCUUGAUGUUGAGAAUGUGGCGACCAUAUUAGCUCUAGCUGACCAGCAUAACUGCAGAAAUCCCAAAGAUGCUUGCAUUGAAUUUAUGCUCUCUUCGAAUAGAAUGAAUGAUGUGAUCGCAAGUCAAGGGUAUGUACAACUCAAAAGAUCUUCGCCUGAUAUCAUUGUAGAUGUGUUGGAGAGGGCAGCCAAGUCCCGCAAAAUUUAG